Messenger RNA from Fomitopsis serialis, 1019 nucleotides. RefSeq lists its product as uncharacterized. Bases 206 to 781 code for a protein of 191 amino acids. The transcript is spliced from 2 exons. NCBI's taxonomy places the organism in Eukaryota, Fungi, Basidiomycota, Agaricomycetes, Polyporales, Fomitopsidaceae. The record is from RefSeq and is a predicted model, not a curated record.
CCUCGGUAUCAUAACUCACACCACCUCUCCUAUAAUCACGAACCAUCCCCCUUGUGCUGUGACUCAUGCUCCAUGAACCACGCCCGCUGCACACACCUCGAGUACCAUCCAUAGGCACGGAUGAAGGCUUUCCUGGCUAAUUGGCAGCAGGGUUCAUUCAGUCGUGACAGGUCCUCCUCGCCAGAAGAAAACACCAGUGCGGGAGAUGGAGCCGCCGUUCGCACCAAAGCCACAAGGAAGUCUGCUCCUGCACCAUACCCAGAUCGGAAAGCGUCUUUUCAGGGAGGCGCAGGCACUGACAAUACGACCUUCCCCGCCUGCGCCGUUUGCCUGGGACGCCACCAGCAUCGCGUUUUCUACUGCGACGCCAAAAGGACGUGGGAUCUCGCGCACGACACCAUCGUCAAGCGCAUCAAGAAACUUCUUGUCAUCACCGACGGCAAUCAUACCCUCUGCGCUGACUGGCAGCGAGUGGGAGGGUGCGCCAGCCACACACACGACGCUCGGCACCUCUGUUCCGGGUGCGGUCAACGCACACACGGCGCCCAGAGCUGCCCUCGAGCGCAACGCGCUUGAAACGCGCACGCCAUACCUCGCGCACGCCUGGGAGCGCGUUCGGUUCACGCUCCCUGUCGUGCGAGUCACCCAGGCACUAGCAAUUGUGCCACCCGCAGACGAAUCCAUCGCCGUCUUCCAGCAGCUCAUCGAGCGUGAAUCGGCCCAUGUUCGCAGCGCGAGGUCGGGCAAUACUUGGGUAACCGGUGAAUCGACAUCCAUAUAACGGUCGAGCCGCAACUCGCGGCUUCACCCCGGGGAUUAAAGCUCAACGUUCAACGUCAACCGUUACCCCGCAGGUUCAUUUUGGAUCGGGCCGGACUUGCUACCUAAACAACUACUCUUAUUCUCUUUGAUCGCGCGACGAGCUAAUUACAUUCGCUGGGAUGGUACUGCUAGUACUAUCGCUACUUACCAGCCUGUUCGGACGUAGUCACGUCCAGAAAUUGUCUUGAGCCAUUAUC